GAAAUAAAAUAACGUAUAAAAAUAAAGCUUUAUUUGUUAUUAAUACUUAAAAUUAUUUUAAAAAAAUAAUUAAUUUCGGAUGUUUUAAAACAAUUUAAAAAAAAUAAAAAGUAACCAGGAUGUCAAAAAAAGGUCUCGUAACAUUUACGGAGGUGGUAUCAUUGACCGAAUGUUAAUUUUAGAGGUUAAUUUUUGUUAUUCUUGAAGAAUGUAUUUGUUUUGACUCGUUUUUUUACUCAUCACACCGAGCUAAAUCCCCGUUUAUAUCUCAUAUAGAAAUGCACAAAUUAAAAUCAUCUCAAAAAGAAAAAGUGAAGAAAUUUAUAUCGUUCACUCAAACUGGGGAGAAUACGGCAAUCUUCUGUUUGGCUCAAAAUGAUUGGAAGUUGGAUUUGGCUAGCGACAAUUACUUUCAAAAUCCAGAAGCUUAUUAUAAAGAACCGAGAAACGUAGACAGAAAAAAAUUGGAUUCGCUUUACAGUCGAUAUAGAGACCCAGCAGAACCUGAUAAAAUAACAGCAGACGGUAUAAUGAAGUUCCUCGAUGAUCUCGAAUUGACACCCGAGUCAAAAUUAGUCUUGAUUAUCGCGUGGAAAUUCAAAGCGGCCACACAAUGUGAAUUCACAAGGGAAGAAUUUAUGAACGGAAUGAUUGAAAUGGGCUGUGACGGAAUCGAUAAAUUAAAAGGAAGAUUUUCUAGCCUUGAAAAUGAACUUAGGGAUAGUUACAAGUUUAAAGAUUUUUAUCAAUUUACUUUUAAUUAUGCCAAAAAUCCUGGUCAAAAAGGACUUGAUCUUGAUAUGGCUAUAGCUUAUUGGAAUAUUGUACUUAAAGGGAGGUUUAAAUUUCUUGAUCUUUGGUGUACUUUUUUACAGGAACAUCACAAACGAUCAAUACCAAAAGAUACAUGGAACCUUUUAUUAGAUUUUGCCGGUCAAAUAGCAGAUGAUAUGAGUAAUUACGAUGAAGAAGGCGCGUGGCCUGUUUUAAUUGAUGAUUUCGUGGAGUGGGCAAGUACAAGAACCAAGGAGGAGCAGCCUCACAGUACGAGUCAGGACUAGCAUUCACUAGAAACUUUGUUUUCAUCUGAAACAUUAUAAAAAAAAUAGACGCUUUCUAGCUCUUUU
Molecule: messenger RNA, 1127 nt
Organism: Onthophagus taurus
Lineage: Eukaryota; Metazoa; Arthropoda; Insecta; Coleoptera; Scarabaeidae
Gene: SCCRO
Product: defective in cullin neddylation 1 domain containing SCCRO
Biological process (GO): protein neddylation
Cellular component (GO): ubiquitin ligase complex
Molecular function (GO): ubiquitin conjugating enzyme binding; ubiquitin-like protein binding; cullin family protein binding
Source: RefSeq, a predicted model, not a curated record